UAGCUCGCUACAGUAACGUUAACGUUAGAGCAUGAUGGUGAUGGAGACCCCCUUCCAGAACGUCGCAGAUAGCCGUUACCUGUCGAUGUCUCCAGAAGGUAUCGCUCCAUUUGUGGGAAAGUCAGUUCAGGAGUGAAGGCUCUCUCAAUCUGCUCGCCCGUCAAACAACUUCGCGGAGAACGAUCGGAUUUUUAUUCAGAUAAUCCAUAACUAGGCCUACUUGCCAAAUGUCCUCUCCAGAGAUAGCGUCCCUUUCUUGGGGACACAUGAAGGUAAAGGGCUGCUCCACAGGCUACAAAGACUGCAAAGUAUGGCCUGGAGGAAGCCGUGCAUGGGACUGGAGAGAGACUGGGACAGAUCACUCCCCCGGUGUCCAACCCGCUGACCUGGAGGAGAUCCUGAAGAAGGGUGUGGAGACACUGGUGAUUGGCAGAGGCAUGAGUGAAGCACUGCAGGUGCCAUCAAGCACUCUGGACUAUGUGAGGCAGAAGGGGGUGGAUGUGAAAGUGUUCCAGACGGAGAAGGCUGUGAAGGAGUACAACAACCUGGCCGGGCAGGGGGCGAAGGUGGGAGGGGUUUUUCACUCCACCUGCUGAUUCACAUCACUUUAUAGCCCUGCUGCUUCUGCUGGUAACAUCGUCACAUCAGUGCAUGUGAUUUCCAUCUCAAUCUGAUGAACGAUUGACAAACUCUAUUUGGAGCUUUCUUUUCAGAAAAAUAGUUUUACACAGUAUUUGUUUAUUUGAGCAAUUAUAACAAAUAAAAAUCUAUUUUUGUGCUGA
Alosa sapidissima (American shad) is the source of this 782-nucleotide messenger RNA. It is a transcript of the gene aamdc, whose product is annotated as adipogenesis associated, Mth938 domain containing. Gene Ontology annotation, biological process: positive regulation of fat cell differentiation. The transcript has 5 exons. The record is from RefSeq and is a predicted model, not a curated record. Gene Ontology annotation, cellular component: cytoplasm. Lineage: Eukaryota; Metazoa; Chordata; Actinopteri; Clupeiformes; Clupeidae. The coding region runs from base 228 to 596 and encodes 122 amino acids.